AUGGGUGUUAUGCCUGAGAUAGCUCAAGCAGUGGAGGAGAUGGACUGGCUUCUUCCUACGGAUAUCCAGGCAGAAUCCAUCCCACUGAUCUUGGGAGGUGGUGAUGUACUUAUGGCUGCUGAAACAGGGAGUGGAAAAACUGGUGCUUUUAGCAUUCCAGUUAUUCAGAUUGUUUAUGAAACACUGAAGGACCAGAUGGAAGGCAAGAAAGGGAAAGCAACUAUUAAAACCGGUGGGGCAGUGCUCAAUAAAUGGCAAAUGAACCCAUAUGAUAGAGGAUCAGCUUUCGCGAUUGGAUCAGAUGGUCUGUGUUGUCAAAGCAGAGAGGUAAAAGAAUGGCAUGGAUGCAGAGCAACUAGAGGUGUGACUAAAGGGAAGUACUACUAUGAGGUUUCCUGUCAUGACCAAGGCUUGUGCAGAGUUGGCUGGUCAACUAUGCAGGCUUCACUUGAUUUGGGCACUGAUAAAUUUGGUUUUGGCUUUGGUGGCACUGGUAAGAAAUCUCACAACAAGCAAUUUGACAGCUAUGGUGAGGAAUUCACUAUGCAUGAUACAAUUGGGUGUUUUCUAGACAUAGAUAAAGGACAAAUAAAAUUUUCCAAAAAUGGGAAGGACCUUGGCCUUGCAUUCGAAAUCCCACCACAUAUAAGGAACCAAGCACUUUUUGCAGCCUGUGUACUGAAGAAUGCUGAACUGAAAUUCAAUUUUGGUGAAGAAGACUUUAAGUUUCCACCAAAAGAUGGCUAUAUCGGUCUCUGCAAGGCUCCAGAUGGCAAUGUUGUAAAGUCACAACACUCAGGAAAUGCGCAGGUGGUUCAAACACAGAACCUUCCAAAUGCUCCAAAAGCAUUGAUUGUAGAACCAUCAAGAGAGCUGGCAGAACAAACUUUGAACAAUGUGAAGCAGUUCAAAAAAUAUGUCGAUAAUCCCAAAUUAAGGGAGCUGUUGAUUAUUGGUGGGGUUGCUGCAAGAGAUCAACUGUCUGUGCUGGAACAAGGA
Nestor notabilis (Kea) is the source of this 999-nucleotide messenger RNA. Its product is annotated as ATP-dependent RNA helicase DDX1-like. Gene Ontology annotation, molecular function: ATP binding; nucleic acid binding; protein binding. The record is from RefSeq and is a predicted model, not a curated record. The transcript is spliced from 13 exons. The annotation marks the transcript as partial. Lineage: Eukaryota; Metazoa; Chordata; Aves; Psittaciformes; Psittacidae.